Molecule: messenger RNA, 707 nt
Organism: Drosophila santomea
Lineage: Eukaryota; Metazoa; Arthropoda; Insecta; Diptera; Drosophilidae
Exons: 3
Coding region: 20-592 (190 amino acids)
Source: RefSeq, a predicted model, not a curated record
CUCGAGUUUAAAGCUUCCAAUGGGCGGAAUGAGGCAGGUGAGUCGAAUGGUGGGGAUAGUGGCCCUCUUCCUGCUGAUUGCUCCACAACCAGCACUAUUGUUUGGGCAAUCAGAUGAAUCACUUGAGAUUGCUGAGCUGGAGCACGGUGUCGAAGAUGCAAUGGAAAAUAUGCAAGCGCUCUUCGAAUUCGGCAGCCGAAUCACUGCAAAGGAUUCCAGGCAAAUCUCUAGGGCCUUUGAAAAGCUCAGUAAUCAUAUUAUAAAAAAGACCAAUACCAAACCCAGAUCCAGUUCGGAAGACCAACUUGAAAAGGUUUUCAACAUCAAGCCAGCCGAGAACACCAAUAUUCGAUUUUCCUACAAACUUCCUAAAGGGAAAGUCCGCGCGACUUCAACUUCAAACGGCAAGAAAAAGAAGCAGCCUGAAUAUUUCUUAAAUUUCAUGUUUAACAACUUCCGAAAUCCCAAGAAACCCCUGGAUCACAAUACACUCGUCAAAAAACUGAAGACGCGACGCACUGGCAGGCGAUUGCUGCCCAAUGGAAUGCCAAAUCCUUAUAGAUACUUUCCGCUUAAAGGCGAAGAUAUGUAGAUACUAUACUUCACUAUCUAUUGAUUUGCUUACUAACAAGCAGACCGAAAUGUUUACUCACUGAUAAUAAAAAUAGCUCUUUAGUGCUUAUUCAUUCACAGAAAAAACCCAAAUA